AUGAGUGGUCUUCCGCCUCCUCCACCGCCACCAGGGUUUAAUAACAGAAACUCACUGCCGCCGCCUCCACCACCGCCUCCAGGAUUCGAGACACGGAAGAGACUACCUACUCAAGGUAGCGAACAGCGGAAUAAUCUGUCAUACCCACCACCACCACCCCCUCUAAGAUCUGAAUCUCAGAAUGUCAAUAACAAUGGGCAUACAAACAUAAAAGUCAAUCAUGGCGCCUCAUUUCCUUCGCCGCCGCCUCACACCCCUAAGCUGCAUUCAGACUCAAGCCGUCUGCUAUCUUCUCAAGCGUCGAGCCUACCGGUAAAGAGAAGAAAAACUGGUACGAAAGUUGAUCGAAAGGCAAAAGCAACUCGGAAAGAAUUGAUCGAACUACGAAAUGAAUGGUACCUGCUUCAGAAACAGAGGUUCAAAAAAAGUACUUUCAUAACAAGGAAGACUAAAAACAAGACAAAAAGAGGUGGGUUAGUACACUCUCACAAGGUUGAUAUGCCUCCAGAGCAUUUACGAAAGAUCAUCAACGACCACAGGGACAUGUCCUCUAAAAGGUUCAAUCCUGAUAGGAGAGCUUUUCUUGGGGCUCUGAAAUAUAUGCCUCACGCAAUCCUGAAGCUCAUAGAGAAUAUGCCGCAACCGUGGGAGCAAGUUAAAGAAGUGAGAGUCUUAUAUCACAAUACAGGGGCACUUACAUUUGUCAAUGAAAUACCGCGAGUCAUAGAACCUGUUUUUUCCGCACAGUGGUCAACCGUCUGGAUCGCAAUGAGAAGGGAAAAAAGGGACCGUCGACAUUUUAAGAGGAUGCGGUUUCCUCCUUUUGACGACGACGAACCUCCUCUCUCAUAUUCUGAACAUAUACAGGAUGUUGAGCCUCUUGAGGCAAUAAACUUGCAGUUGGAUGAUAUCGACGAUGCUUCGAUAAAAGACUGGAUUUUUGACUCAAAACCUUUAAUCGAAAGCGAACAAAGCGUUAACGGAUCUUCGUACAAAUAUUGGAAGCUUGAUCAUCAUACUAUGGCUAAUCUGCAUAGAGUAAGUUCACCGCUCUUAGAUACAAGCUUGGAUCAAAACAGUCGUUACCUUUUUGACAAGAAAUCUUUUUUUACUGCUAAGGCCCUCAACAAUGCUAUUCCUGGUGGGCCAAAGUUUGAGCCUCUCUUUCCGGCGGAUGAAGAAAGGGACUACGAUGAAUUUAACUCCAUUGAUCGUGUAAUUUUUCGGGUUCCAAUAAAAACAACGUAUAAGGUAGCGUUUGCUCAUCUGUAUAACAGCCGCCCGAGAGCUGUGGAGCUAUCGUGGUACAGUGACCCAAUUUCUUGUCUGACCGACGCUAAGGAAAACGAACUUGGACCAGUUUUCAAGUUUGAUACAUCCUUUAAUCUCGUCGAAGCCGAUUCGGAUAGUUACAAGAAGAAGCUGGCCAAAAAAAGUAAGUUUUCUUUGUCAUCUAACUUUCAGGAGCUAUUGGGUGACGUGGAUUUAGAGAUUCCUGAAACUAAAGACGCAAUUGCCCUCUUUCACGCCCCAUUCCCCUUCAAUAGGAGAUCAGGAAAUACAAUACGAGCACAAGAUGUUGCACUGAUAAAGAGGUGGUAUUUGCAAAAACCGGAGGGUGAGCUGCCUAUUAAAGUUCGAAUAUCUUACCAGAAGCUUCUUAAAAAUUACGUUUUGAACGAGCUCAAAUCGCCGUCAUCCUCUAAGGAUAGUAAGAAAAAGCUCCUAAAAAGCUUGAGAAAGACCAAAUUUUUUCAGCAAACUUCCAUUGAUUGGGUAGAGGCGGGCUUACAAGUUUGUAAUCAAGGUUUCAACAUGCUUAAUUUGCUUAUUCAUCGGAAAGGCCUAACUUAUCUGCAUCUAGAUUACAACUUCAAUUUGAAACCAACAAAAACACUGACAACUAAGGAACGUAAGAAAUCCAGGUUUGGUCACGCAUUUCAUUUAAUGCGUGAAAUUUUGAAAGCAACCAAACUUCUGGUUGAUGCCCACGUUCAGUACCGAUUAGGUAACGUCGAUGCUUUCCAGCUCGCCGAUGGGAUCAACUAUAUUCUCAACCAUUUGGGCCAAUUAACUGGUAUUUAUCGCUACAAGUACAAGGUCAUGCAUCAAAUCAGAGCUUGCAAGGACCUGAAGCACGUCGUUUACAAUCGUUUCAACAAGAUUAUAGGUAAGGGUCCUGGCUGCGGAUUUUGGCAUCCUGCGUGGAGAGUUUGGAUAUUUUUCAUGAGAGGCAUAAUACCUCUUUUAGAGCGCUGGCUGGGGAAUCUUUUAGCCAGGCAGUUUGAAGGUCGGUCAAGCGAGGUUGUCAAAACAGCUACUAAGCAACGUCUGGAUGCUUAUUAUGAUUUAGAGCUGAGAGCAGCAGUCAUGAACGACAUUCUAGAUAUGAUGCCGGAUGGUAUUAAGCAGAAUAAGACCAAAACAAUUUUACAACAUCUUAGCGAAGCUUGGAGAUGCUGGAAGGCAAAUAUUGCUUGGAACGUACCCGGAAUGCCAGAACCCGUGAAAAACAUCAUUGAAAGAUAUAUUAAAGCAAAGUCUGAUGGUUGGGUCUCCGCAGCUCAUUAUAACCGUGAUCGCAUUAAGCGUGGCGCUCAUGUUGAAAAAACUGUGGUCAGAAAGAACUUGGGAAGAUUGACACGUUUAUGGAUGAAAUAUGAGCAAGAGAGGCAACAAAAAAUUGAGAAGAACGGUCCUGAUAUAACACCAGCUGCUGCUACAGCAAUUUUCAAAGCUAUGGUUGACUGGUUAGAAAAAAAGGGUUAUUCACCCGUGCCGUUCCCUCCCUUGACUUACAAGAAUGACACGAAAAUUCUAGUGCUAGCCUUGGAGAACCUAAAAAAUGCCUACGCGUCAAAAGUACGUCUGAACGCAGCUGAACGAGAAGAGUUAGCGCUGAUCGAGGAGGCUUACGAUAAUCCACACAACACGCUCAAUCGUGUCAAAAAAUAUCUUUUGACUCAGCGUGUUUUCAAGCCUAUUGAUUUUUUUAUGAAAGACCAGCUUCAGUACGUCUCCCCAGUUUACUCAGUUGAUCCUCUAGAAAAGAUAACAGAUGCUUACUUAGAUCAGUAUCUCUGGUAUGAAGCAGACAAGAGGCAGCUAUUUCCAAACUGGAUCAAGCCUAGUGAUACCGAGAUUCCUCCUCUUCUUGUGUACAAAUGGGCUCAAGGUCUGAAUAACCUAAAUGAAAUUUGGGAUGUUUCUCAAGGGCAAUCGACCGUUAUGCUUCAGACGAAGUUGGAAGAGAUGGCCGAGAAAAUUGAUUUCACACUUCUUAAUCGACUGCUGAGAUUGAUAAUGGAUCCAAAUUUAGCCGAUUACAUUACAGCAAAAAACAACGUUGUACUGAAUUUCAAGGAUAUGAGCCAUGUGAACAAAUAUGGCCUUAUUAGAGGCCUACAAUUUUCAUCAUUUGUUUAUCAAUUCUAUGGUCUAAUAAUCGAUCUACUGAUCCUCGGUCCAGAAAGAGCACUUGAGAUAGCAGGUCCUUCUAACUCUCCCAAUGAAUUUCUCCAGUACAAAGACUUAGAUGUAGAAAAGCGGAAUCCAAUCAGACUGUAUUGCCGAUAUUUCGACAAAAUUCACAUAGUUUUCCAUUUUGAAGAGCAUGAGGCUGAAGAACUUGUUCAGGAUUACUUGUCUGAAAACCCCGACCCAAAUUUUGAAAAUGCUGUUGGCUACAAUAACAAAAGAUGCUGGCCAAAAGAUGCGCGAAUGAGAUUGGUACGAGGAGAUGUGAAUCUGGGUAAAGCCGUUUUCUGGGAGGUUGCUGGCCGCGUUCCGUCUUCUCUGACAAAUAUCUCUUGGGAAAAGUCGCUCUCAUCCGUUUACAGCAAGACUAACCCCAAUAUUCUGUUUACAAUGUGCGGAUUUGAAGUACGUAUUCUUCCCAACAUUAGAGCGGAGGAAAUGGUUUCGUCUGACGAAGGCGUUUGGGAUUUGAUUAACGAAGAGACCAAACAAAGAACAGCCAAGGCCUUCCUGAGAGUGUCGGAUGAAGAGAUUGAAAAAUUCAAUGAUACAAUAAGAGGAGUUUUAAUGGCAUCUGGUUCCACAACAUUCACGAAAAUUACAGCAAGAUGGAACACAGCAUUGAUUUCACUGUUCGCGUAUUACAGAGAAGCUGUUGUUGCUACAGAGACGCUUUUAGAUGUUCUUGUCAAAUGUGAGACGAAAAUACAAAACAGAGUUAAGUUAGGGCUUAAUUCAAAAAUGCCAACCCGGUUUCCCCCAGCCGUGUUUUACACUCCCAAAGAGCUUGGAGGUUUAGGCAUGCUAAGUGCUUCUCACAUCUUGAUACCAGCAUCUGAUUUGACUUGGUCAAAGCAAACCGAUACUGGAAUUACCCAUUUCAGGUCCGGGAUGACGCAUGAAGAAGAUAAACUUAUCCCAACUCUUUUCCGAUACAUUACGACAUGGGAAAAUGAAUUUUUGGACUCUCAAAGGGUAUGGGCUGAUUACGUUUCAAAACGUCAAGAAGCUUUACAACAAAAUCGUCGUUUAGCUUUCGAAGAAUUGGAAGGCUCCUGGGACCGAGGUAUUCCGCGAAUCAGUACACUUUUCCAAAAGGAUCGUCACACCUUAGCUUACGACAAGGGUCACCGUGCUCGAGUUGAGUUUAAGCAAUUUUCAUUAGAGCGCAAUAAUCCUUUUUGGUGGACAGAUGCCCACCAUGAUGGUAAAUUGUGGAACCUGAAUGCUUAUAGGACUGACGUAAUUCAGGCUCUAGGGGGGAUUGAGACUAUUUUGGAACACACUUUGUUUAAAGGGACAGGGUUCAGCUCAUGGGAAGGUCUUUUCUGGGAAAAGGCUUCCGGCUUCGAGGAUUCCAUGCAGUUUAAAAAGCUGACACAUGCUCAAAGAACUGGUCUAAGUCAGAUCCCCAACCGACGGUUCACAUUAUGGUGGUCCCCAACAAUAAAUCGGGCGAAUGUCUACGUGGGUUUCCUGGUUCAGCUUGACUUAACUGGUAUAUUUUUACACGGGAAAAUACCUACGCUCAAAAUUUCACUUAUCCAGAUCUUUAGAGCUCAUCUGUGGCAAAAGAUUCAUGAGAGCAUUGUUUUUGAUAUCUGUCAAAUUCUUGACGGUGAGAUGGACAUGUUGCAAAUCGAGUCUGUUGAUAAAGAAGCAAUACACCCACGUAAAUCUUACAAAAUGAACUCAUCAGCUGCUGAUAUUACCUUAUCCAGUAACUUCUCGUGGAAUGUUUCCCGCCCCUCCCUACUUCAUCAAACUAAUGACAGUUUUAACUCUGCAACGGCAAGCAAGAUGUGGAUUGACGUUCAGCUACGCUAUGGUGAUUACGAUUCUCAUGACAUCUCAAGGUACGUCAGAGCAAAAUUCUUGGACUACACGACUGAUAAUGUUAGUAUGUACCCGUGUCCUACUGGCGUCAUGGUUGGCAUAGACUUGGCGUACAAUAUGUACGACGCUUACGGUAACUGGUUCGACGGCCUGAAAACAUUGAUGCAAAAUGGUAUCAAAACUAUAAUGAAAGCCAAUCCCUCUCUGUACGUCCUUCGAGAACGAAUCCGGAAAGGAUUGCAGAUAUAUCAAUCUCAAACUCAAGAACCAUUUCUCAACUCUUCAAAUUAUGCUGAGCUUUUCAGCGAUGAUACUAAAUUGUUCAUUGAUGAUACAAAUGUUUACAGAGUUGCUGUCCACAAAACAUAUGAAGGCAAUAUCGCAACUAAGCCCAUCAAUGGUUGCAUUUUCACUUUAAAUCCAAGAACAGGUGAGCUGUACCUCAAGAUUAUUCAUACAUCAGUUUGGGCUGGUCAGAAGCGUUUGAGUCAAUUAGCAAAAUGGAAAACUGCAGAGGAAAUUAGCGCUUUGAUCCGGUCUCUCCCUAAAGAAGAACAGCCUAAGCAAAUUAUUGUUACCAGGAAGGCUAUGUUAGAUCCACUUGAAGUGCAUAUGCUGGAUUUUCCUAACAUUUCCAUUAGGCCCACGGAGCUGAAAUUACCAUUUUCGGCAUCACUAGCAAUUGAAAAGCUUUCAGAUGUUGUAAUGAAAGCUACAGAACCUCAAAUGGUUCUUUUCAAUAUAUAUGAUGACUGGUUGGAGAGAAUAUCAUCCUACACAGCAUUUUCGAGGUUGAUUCUGCUCUUAAGAGCAUUGCGCACAAACGAAGAAAAAGCCAAAAUGAUUCUGAAAAGUGAUCCCACAAUUCCGGUAAGGGAGUACCACUUGUGGCCCUCAUUUUCCGAUGAGCAAUGGAUUGAAGUGGAAUCGCAAAUGCGUGAUCUAAUUUUAGAGGAGUACGGGAAGAAAUAUAACGUUAACAUCGCGUCUCUGACGCAGACCGAAAUCAAGGAUUUGAUUUUGGGACAGAACAUUAAAGCUCCUUCCGUUAAGCGACAACAAAUGGCAGAAAUUGAAUCUUCAAAGGGGUCUGAUGGAGGAAACGCUGUUGAGCCGUCAGCAGCUUCUGCAAUGAAAAUAAGACAAACUAACGCUCAAGGUGAGGAAAUCAUGGUUGUGACGUCCACUAAUUAUGAGGCUCAAACAUUCAGCUCGACAAACGAAUGGCGCCAGCGUGCAAUUGCAAAUUCUUUGCUCUACAUGCGUUUAAAAACAAUAUAUCUAUCUUCAGAGGAGUUCGUGGAAGAAAAGAACGUUUACAUUUUGCCCAAAAACCUUUUGAAAAAAUUUGUGGAGGUUUCUGAUGUCAAAGCCCAGGUGGGUGGUUUCCUGUAUGGAAGAUCUGCCGCGGGUCAUGAAAAGGUGAAAGAGAUCAAGAUUAUUGUGAUGGUUCCUCAGUUGGGUAAUAAUCAUGCUGUUCAGUUGAGUCGAGUGUCGCAAGAUUCCCCAUAUUUACGCGACUUAGAGCCCUUGGGCUGGAUUCAUACUCACAGCGAAGAACUCAAACACAUGUCUGCCCCGGAGGCUACCGCGCACUCCAGUCUUUUCGAAAACGAAAGAAGUGCUCUCAAUUUGUCUGUUUGCCUAAACCCUGGUUCAAUUUCUCUGUCAGGGUAUACCUUGUGUGAGGAAGGGUUUGAUUGGGCCCUUGGCAACAAAGAUAUGUUCGACAUGGCUCCUCAAGGAUUUGAGCCAACAUUCAGCGAGCAUGCACAGCUGAUGCUAUCUGACAGAAUCAUGGGAUGCUUUUUAGUACCAACAGCCGACAUUUGGAAUUAUGCCUUUAUGGGCGCUGUAUUCAAUCCACAAAGUGAAGUUGACCUGAAACUCGAUAUUCCCCUUGAGUUUUAUAACGAAUUACACCGGUCAGUUCACUUCAUGCAAUUUAAUGAAGUUAUGGACAACGAAGAAUUAGAACCAGACCAAGAAGACGUUUUGGGAUAG
Molecule: messenger RNA, 7317 nt
Organism: Lachancea nothofagi CBS 11611
Lineage: Eukaryota; Fungi; Ascomycota; Saccharomycetes; Saccharomycetales; Saccharomycetaceae
Source: the annotation of a GenBank genome assembly